Messenger RNA from Gallus gallus (chicken), 2963 nucleotides. It is a transcript of the gene TMEM170A, whose product is annotated as transmembrane protein 170A. Gene Ontology annotation, biological process: endoplasmic reticulum tubular network organization. The coding region runs from base 18 to 434 and encodes 138 amino acids. Gene Ontology annotation, cellular component: endoplasmic reticulum membrane. Lineage: Eukaryota; Metazoa; Chordata; Aves; Galliformes; Phasianidae. The transcript has 3 exons. The record is from RefSeq and is marked validated.
GGCAGGCAGUCGAGGGGAUGGAGGGCAGCGAGGCGGGCGGUGGGGGUCUGCUGCAGCAGAUCCUCAGCCUCCGCCUGGUGCCCCGUGUCGGCAACGGCACCACCUAUUCCAGCCCGCUUUCCACCUUCCCAGAGAUGUGGUACGGCGUCUUCCUGUGGGCCCUCGUCUCCUCGCUCUCCUUCCACGUCCCCGCCGCCCUGCUCGCUCUCUUCACCCUCCGGCACCACAAGUACGGCAGGUUUAUGUCCGUCAGCCUCCUGCUGAUGGGCAUCGUGGGACCCAUCACCGCCGGCAUCCUGACAAGUGCAGCUAUUGCUGGAGUUUACAGAGCUGCUGGGAAAAAAAUGAUUCCCUUUGAAGCCCUCAUUUUUGGAGUGGGUCAGACAUUCUGUGUGGUGGUUGUUUCAUUCCUACGGAUUUUAGCCACUCUCUAGCUUUCCUUCAGAUGCUGGUGAUUGAAAAUGGAAGGGAACCAAAGCAUCUGCAGCAUGCCUGGUGUCUGUGAAGCCAGUAAUGAGGGAGCACAACUUGGAUGGUGCCUUGGCGCGUGUUUCCUCCCCAGUACAAAGCUGCAUGAAGGCUGCUCCUGCCUCAGGCUGGCGGCAGGGCUCCCUGACUGUGAUAGGCAGGAUUCUCAUUGCAGAGCCUACCCAAAGGGCUGCAUGCCACAGGCAUGGUGGACAGCAUCCUUUCUGUAACUUAUCUUGCUUAUAUACCAAUCAUGACAUCCAGGUUCAUUCUCCUCCAGCACUGCUGAAGCUGUGUCACCAGCCCUGAGUGAGCACUAGCAUCUAGGCUCUGGUGCUGGCUGCUUGCUGACCACAGCACGCCACUAAAUGGGGCUGCAGUCUGCUUCAGAAAUUGAGAUGAAAAUCAUUAAUUUCGUUACGUUUUUGUAACGCUAAGUGCCAAGUGAAACUUUGUUGUCCUGGAGGAUAGGAAGAGGGCUCUGGCAGAGACUUACCGACCUCUUGCAGGUGACAAAUUGUAGCAAGAGAGUAACUGAACUGCUGGGGGGUGAGAUCGUGGCUGCAGGCGGUGUGGUGUGUUCAGAGCUCACCUAAGUCUGUGACCUCUUCUGCUUUGCAGUGAGCCCAAAUCUCUUUUAAUGUGAUUCUUUCUUUUUCUUUUUUUCUUUUAAUGAGAAAAUUCCUUUAUUGUUUUCUUUUCUGGCCCCGUCUUCCUCAUGGCAGGUCAUGGUCAUAGUGAGACUGGGGAGCAGCAAAAGGAAAAACCAUUUUAAAUGGGUGAAAGUGCAAAAUUGUGGCUGAGAGCUGUGAUUAUGAGCACUGAGGCAUGGGAAAUCAUCAGCAUAAAAAUGAUUGUGGUCUUUAUGAAUUUCAUUGCAGUGAAACUCUUCCGAAGCUGUACCUCCUGCACAGGAGCUGCACCCUGCUGCUCACAGCAGAGCUUCUGGGGUGCAUGAGUGUGUGCAUUUGCUUUGAAGGAGACCCGUGGUGUUGAACUCCUCACUCUCCUUUUACUUGUUGAACGUAGGUGUGUGACUGAGCAUCUUUGCAGGUACGCAGACACCAUAGUUGGCAUAUGUAGAACUCAGCACUCUGCCUUGGUGACCAUGUGAGUGAGAACCUGCUGGCUUUUGGGGACAUAUAGGCAAUGUGUUGUGUUUUAAACACCCAGCCCAUGGCACCUGAGAGACUCCCACCUCUGUCAGCACUGAGCUGUGCAAAAAUAACCCCAGACCAACUCCUUCUGGCCGUGCUACCGUCUCUCCUAAUGCGUUCAUUUGGUUUAAAUGAUAUUUAACUAAUUCUGAGCUCUGCCCUCUCUUCCAGAGGUGUGCUGUGCAGUCAGGGCUCUCAGGUCUGCUUUCUGGGCUGGGUGCUGGGUCCCACAGGGAAGCUGGCGCUGAAUGCUGAGGAUUUGGCUGGGUGACACGGCAUGUCUAUUAGCAGCUGACAGUCCUCUAGAGGAAGGCACCAUCUGUGUCCAGCCUCCAGGCCAUGCUUCCCACCUGUGUGGUGACAGAAAUCCUUUGCUUUCCAGACCAGCUUACCUCUUGUAUCAAAUUUCUGUAAGGCCACAAACAUGGUGGCCCCUGUCCUGAAACAACCCCGAUCAAGGUCCUGUGCUGAUCACGAAAGCAAUUCUCUCACUGUGCUAAGACGUCUCUUGAACGGCCCUUUGCCAGCAGAUGGAGAGAGUUGUUUUUAAGGAGUUUUUAAUGAAAUUGCUCUAAAAUGCAGCCCAUUUCAAUCCAGGGCAUGCAACUGUGAGUUUUAGUUUAAUGUGAAUCCUUCUCCUUAGGUGGGCAAGGUUCAAACUGUUAGUAAAUGCCACUUUAAGACUGCCUGAUGGGUGCUGAGCACAAGCCUUCUGUGUGUCAUGUGCUGUGCUGCUUGUAGAGGACCAGUCUGGGAGAAAGUUGGGCCUCUCCCUCUGUAUCUUUCCCCCCUCCCCAAACCAAAAUCAGGAAUAAUGAUCUGUUUAGAUAUAGGAUGUUUCCUUUAUCUCCAUCUGGAGUGAGGAAAACAGAGGAAUCCGUGGAGUUUUCAUCAGGUGUCUGUCAGCUUUGCUUGGGCAGAAGGAUUUAGGAAGGCUGGAAUUCAGAAACGCUGAGAGCUGUUGCAGCGGGCUGGAAAUAAACCCUGGGACUGCCUGGGAGAAGAGCAGUUCCUGCUGUACUGCAGUGUAACCUUGUCAAAAGCUGUAAACAACCUCCAAAAAUGGAAAUGCUGAGGUGUCCUGGGUGGGCAGGGCUGUGAGCCCUGUCCAGACAGCCCUUCUGGCCCAAGAAACAUCACUGCUUGAGCAGGGACUCACCUCCAAGCUUCCUGUGUGCUGCUCUGCUUGGGUACAGCCCUGACUUUGUGUCUCGUUAGCAAGUGCAGCUGUCAUGAACAAAUCUUUGUAUGAUAGAAAGCUAUGUGAAUUUUAUUUUUCUACUGACACUUCUAAUCCUGGUGGCGAUGAUCAGUAAAUGCUGUGAUGAUCGAGGUGAA